Aspergillus eucalypticola CBS 122712 is the source of this 1827-nucleotide messenger RNA. RefSeq names its product fungal specific transcription factor domain-containing protein. Gene Ontology annotation, molecular function: zinc ion binding; DNA-binding transcription factor activity, RNA polymerase II-specific; RNA polymerase II cis-regulatory region sequence-specific DNA binding. Bases 1 to 1827 code for a protein of 608 amino acids. The record is from RefSeq and is a predicted model, not a curated record. Lineage: Eukaryota; Fungi; Ascomycota; Eurotiomycetes; Eurotiales; Aspergillaceae. Gene Ontology annotation, biological process: positive regulation of transcription from RNA polymerase II promoter by galactose; DNA-templated transcription. The transcript is spliced from 12 exons. Gene Ontology annotation, cellular component: nucleus.
AUGGCAAACCGGACGAGACUAAAAUCAGAGACACAGAAGCUUCGGGCAUGUGUGGAGUGCCGGGUGGCUAAUACAGUUCUGACAUGCUCCAAGAGACGAAAGAGCAAGUUUACUGCCAAGUGUUCUGGAACAGCCCCAUGCUCUUACUGCUCGUGGACUCAAAAACGAUGUCGCUUCGAGCGUGUACCAUCACGGACACCAUUGACUCGCAAGAACCUUGAAGAGAAGGAGCAGCUUUGUGAGAAGUUGAUGACCCUUGUCCGAAAUUUGGGUCCGAACAUCGACAUCGAAGAAGCACUGAAGGAAUUAGCAGGGGCCGGACAGGGGCAUGAUACUAAUGAAACCGACCACAACAGCUUGCUAGGUGUAAGCCCUGGUGCGAAGAGUCCCACCCCAUUAGAGAACUUUGAAUGGAACGAGGGUCCAAUGACCUCGUCUCAUCCGCCAAACAAGUCUCUCUAUGGAAUGGCAUCACUGCCAACCGAAGGGUCCGGAUCCGGUUACUUAGAUAAGUGGCUCGAAGAUCUUUUCAUGAAUGAGAUUGAUGGACACCCUGCAAACUCGACCAAAUUAGCGAGUCCGCACAUUCUGAGGGAACUUGAUAACUCUAUCCUCACCGACUCCCAAUUGGACGCCUAUUCCGGGUGGUAUAACAGAUCAUUUCCCAUUCUACAUGAACAGACGUUCAGAGAGAAGUACCAGAACCGCCAUCAUACCCCACCUCACUCCACAUGGCACUUGAUUUGCUAUAUUGUUCUGGCAAUCGGUGACUGGGUGAUAUCCGGUGGCUCCAAAGUAGAGGAGUCCAGAUAUUACAUGGCUGCACGAUUGAGUAUGUCAAUAAGUCUGCUGGAGUCGGGUGCACAUCUCACAGUUCAAGCGGAAUCGACGCACGACACCUUGAGUAGCGAAAGAAGAAGAGUCGUGUGGUGGAUUGUUUACUCAUUUGACAGCGGAUUUAGUCUGACUACAGGAAGGCCCCUGAUGUUGUCGGACUGUUUCAUCGAAACCGAACUCCCUCGCAAUAUCGAAGACUCGGUAACUGAUUUCAAGCUAAAUCAAAGAGACCAAAACUUACCCUUAGAUUCCAUAGCCCCACUCCCCAUAGACAAACCAACUACAUACUCCGCGAUAAUAGCACAGGCUCGGUUAUCACGCAUCGGAAACACCGUAUUUUGUAACAUGAUAGCAGGUCCAAAGAAGGACCUAGAUACGAAGACCCCACGAUCACUCGAUCAUCAGCUCAAGGCCUGGAGACUCUCAGUGCCGCUCUACUUCACGGCCCACGAUGUCCCAACAUGUCAGCUGAAGGAACAAAACCUGCGAAUGAUGCUAUGGUGGGGAACUCAGCGUAUAUGCGGUUCUCCGUCAGACAGCGAAGAAGCCCGAAAUAUGUGCCACUAUGCCGCCCUCUGGAUAUUUUCCAUAGAGAGAUCGCGUGACUGCCUCGCUAAUUUGAGCCAGAAGAAUCAAGCUGCAGCGCGGUGCUUGGAAGUACUUGACCGGAUUAUGUAUCAGUCACAAGCUACCCCUACUGCAUAUAAUAACACGGGCAUGCGUCUCGAUACACUUGCUGUUGACCCUUCCCUUCAGAUGCUCUUUGAUGCGACGCCACUUGAUAUGUAUGUCUUUGAAGGACUCGAGGGGUUUCCGAAUACGAACGAAGUUGAAUCGUCAUGUGCAUCAAAGGGCCGGGGUAUCUACAUCACUGAUAUUGCUGCGGAGACAUCGAGAUCUCAGCUACAGAAAACGCAAUCCCAGGUUAGAAUCACCAACGUAAUCAGUUGUACCUGCUACCUCACAGUCAUGCAAGUCCUCGGGAUUUGA